AUGUCGCAAAUACGAAAGGAGAGUAAAGAAAAGGAUGUAAAUCUAAGCACCGAAAUGCCAACCACAACACAAGUAUCACCAAGUGCCGACUCUUCAAGAAGGUUUGAAAAUCCUUCGUACUUUCGUGGAACUCAAGAUCAAAUUACGGGAUCAGUCAAGGAAAGUAUCGGGAAACUUAUAGGAAAUGAAGGUUUGGAAGACCGUGGUAAAUUUCAAAAACAAAAAGGUCAACGUGAAAUUAUUAAUGUCAAGUGCGGUAAUGAUAAAUAUGAUGAACUCAAUAUUUAUGAAGAUUGGAAUUAA
Molecule: messenger RNA, 303 nt
Organism: Funneliformis mosseae
Lineage: Eukaryota; Fungi; Glomeromycota; Glomeromycetes; Glomerales; Glomeraceae
Source: the annotation of a GenBank genome assembly